Corythoichthys intestinalis (scribbled pipefish) is the source of this 9155-nucleotide messenger RNA. RefSeq names its product protein FAM110C-like. Bases 583 to 1857 code for a protein of 424 amino acids. The transcript is spliced from 2 exons. Lineage: Eukaryota; Metazoa; Chordata; Actinopteri; Syngnathiformes; Syngnathidae. The record is from RefSeq and is a predicted model, not a curated record.
UCUCUCUCCACGCUGCCUCACUGCACAAAAACUCCACGCAGGAGAAGCGUCUAUCUGUCAGAACGAGAGCUGCGCGCUUUGUGCGUUGGAUGCCAAUAUUAGGAGAGGUCCCAUUUAUAAGAGAGGAUUAAAACCCCAACAAAUAAAGGGUCCGCACAGGUGAGGCCACCGCGAGAGACGCCAGCCCAUCUGUCAAUCGACGCGUCGAGUACCUCGCUGUCGGAUGCAAACAAGUCGCCGAGAGGAUAAGCUAAGGGAAAACGCGGGGGAGGAAAAGAAGCCGACUUUUCAAAGAGCACUCUGGCUGCUAUUUUGGCUGCACUGUGGCCAGGGAGUGUCUCUUUUGAGAGUGCUCGCUGACAAAAAAAGGGCAGCCCGCCUAUCCAAAAAGACUGUGUAAAUACUGGAUAUCAAUUAGCUUAAGCGCUAAGAUUACCCCCCACCAAAAAAAGAGGCACCAAACGUAAACGCUGUGGUUUCCUCAAGUGCUGCCUUCCAGUCUCCAGGAAUGGAAGUCACGUGGUGAAGGAUCGACAACACCUUAAAGGGGCAACAGUUUGGAUGUCUUUCCUCUCUCGCUGAAUGAAGAUGAAGCCGUUGACCCCCAUUGGAUCCCCGUCUCCCCUGCGGCUCCUUAACAAGGGUCCGGACUAUCUGCGCCGGCAGAUCGACGGAGGGAGCCACGGUCGAGCAAUUAGCGCCGUGGAAAGGCUGGAGGCAGACAAGGCCAAGUAUGUCAAAAGCCAGCAGGUCAUUAACACCAAACAAGAACCUGUGUUGGUGCCGUGUGCCACACCACCCCCACCCCGAAGGGUUUUCACCACCCCUGGUAGCUUCAGCCCCCAGCUCCCCCCGCGACGUUUAUCCGGCACCCCAUUCUCUACUCUUUCUGGGUCCUUCAGGGACGAAAAUGAAAACGACGACUCCAGGAAGGAGAAUCAACAGACUUCCAUUGACAUUGAGGCCCAUAACAACGUGAUUAACGGGAAACCACCCAGCCCCAGAACACCUGCAUUUACCACCACUCUAGUGGCUCCACACAGUGCACCUGUCCUCCGCAGGAGCACCGGAAAGCGCAUGCUGAGACCAGAUUCGCUUGUCAUCUACCGGCAGAAGAAAGAGUGCAAGAGUCCCAAUGUAGAGAACGGUAAUAUUGAACUAAAAGGAUAUAGCUUCGUUCGCCGCCUCUUCCAGGGUUCCAUGAGAGAGAAGGGUAGCGGGGGACUCCAGAAGAUGGUCAUCGGCGAAGACAAAGCACCCUCGCGGGACGGAGACUCCCGUAUGUCAUGGACUAACGAUAAGGACACAACCGACGGAGGGCUGGGAAGCAGGAGGUCAAGUAAAACAGAGAAGGAACAUAGCCCUGGUUCCAUCCCAGGUUCUACGCUAGAUCAUAACAAUGACGGGUCUAAAUGCACCCCUGAUGACGACAUGGGAGACAACAAUCCAUGGAAACGGGCAUCACCACCAAUUUCUUUACGGAGCAAGUUCAGAGGGUUGCACCGUUCGAAAUCAGAUCUGCAUCUCCGCUGCUCAGUAGCCUUGUCUGAGCAAGAGCAGUUCUUUGACUUUUGCGGCCUGGAUGCCGAACUUAUCGACCGGCUUGGCCGAGAGAACUUCCUGUCAGGGGCCAGCUCUAUAGACACUCUUUCCCUGGCUUUGCGCAGCGUGGCUGGGGACGGCGGAACAGAGCCAAGCGAAUUCUCCCGCCACUCCGGAGACGGGUUGUUUCAGGAGGAACUGGCCGAUCAGCCCCCUACCGGCGUUUCCAUCAUAGAGAGGAACGCUCGGGUCAUCAAAUGGCUCUACGGAUGCAAGAACGCUGUUCAUGAGGGACCCAAAGAAUCUACAGUUUAAUCUAGAGAACUGUACAGUAGCUCUCUUACGCGUAGCAUUCACGUCAAUCCUUUGUUAGUGUCUUUGAAAAACUUUUUUGCCAAAUGACUCCUAUCAAACUAUUUAUCUCAUGGAAACCUCAUAUGCAAUUGGACUGAUUCCACGUACAGUGAAGAAAAUAAGUAUUUGAACACCUUGCUAUUAAGUUCUCCCACUUAGAAAUCAUGGAGGGGUCUGAAAUUUUUCAUCGUAGGUGCACGUCCACUGUGAGAGUGAUAAUCUAAAAAAAAAAAAAUCCGGAAAUCACAAUGUAGGAUUUUUUAAACAAUUUAUUUGUGUGAUACAGCUGCAAAUGAGUAUUUGAACACCUGAGGAAACAAAUGUUAAUAUUUGGUACAAUAGCCUUUGUUUGCCAUUACAGAGGUCAAACAUUUUCUGUAGUUUUUCACCAGGUUUGCACGCACUGCAGGAGGGAUCUUGGCCCACCUAUCAUGUUUCUGGGCUGUCUUUGAGAAAUACAGAGAUCAAGCUGACUCCAAAGGUUUUCUAUUGGGUUUAAGUCUGGAGACCUGGGGGAACCUAUGUCUUGCUUGCCAUAUCUGGCUCUUUUGAUGAGUGCAUCUGGCUUUCCGCCAACCUGUAAUUUUAAAUGUGGAACCGUCCGACUCGUUUGACAUGAACGAGCUGUGACGAGCUGAUAGGCCAUUCCAGAGGUUACGCUAGACUUUUUCGUUGUCUGUCAUUUUGACUGACAGGGUCAUAAAAAUCCGGUCAUAAUCUUAUUUAUCCGUCACUUAAAUUUUUAAAAUGACUAUAUCUUGAUGCAGUCACUAUAUGUAUAUACACAAUAAUACACUAAUACUUUAUCAUAUAAAGUAACUAACAUUAGUGCAGUCAUGGAUUACAGUAAGCAGGCCAGUACUGUGUUUCCAUAUAUAUUUUUAAUAUGUUAUGUAUAUACAGGAUAUAUAUAUAUUUAUCCCCCCCCCCCCAAGUGGGACCUUCCAUGAUCCUAAUCCAUUUAAUAAUAAUAAAUAUUAUAUAAUUCCAUUGUAUAUAUAUAUAUUUUAUUUAUUUAUUUAUUAUUAUUAUUAUUAGAUAAAAAUGCACGUUGAUACGACGCACAUAAAGGCAACUUCCAAUUUUUUAAAAAAUCGUUAGAAAGUUGUAUGGACUUACAAUCCGCUAGUUUGUUGUUUCCUGUUGUCUUCCGAAAUACACCUGGGUGACGGCGCGUCAAGUGUUCGUUCAUAGCCGACGUGCUACCGUGGUAUGCGAGCUCAGCUUAGCAAAAAGAGUACACACAGUGGUGGCACCCUCCAUAUUUUCCUUGAAAUAAUUUCAGGCUCUGGCUAGUCUGGUCCGCUUUUUUGUCUUUAUGCCGCUUUCACCGUGUUACCAAUUCUGCCCUUCUUGGUAAUUGGCGGCGUUUUCAACUGCUCGCCGCAGUGAGGAGUGAACCGGCGAUUCACUUGAUUCGUUGUCAUCCUUCACUGCAUCAGUCCCUCUUUUUUCACCUCUUUUAUCAACACCAUCGUCAUUUUGGGGCUUUUUGGAGAAACUUCGGACACUCAGUGGCCUUGACAUUUUUCCGAGUUAGGCCAACGACGUCAUGCAUCAAGAGAGACAAUAGCUACUUAAUAUGCUCACUCGCCACCCUGUGGUCUGGGGUGUGAAUUGCAACCUGUCAAAAUGACAGAUGGACUUCAGUUUUUUCCGUCACCGUUGUAAAAAACCGGUCAACGGCGGAAAAUAUUCGGUUAACGCGACCCCUGGUCUAUUCACACAUUUUUUUUGGACCUUCAAACAUACGUCGCAAUAAUAUGCUUCAAUUCAGUGGCCAUUGGUGGUCCUCCCGUCGCCGAUUGCACGGAGAUGGGCGUUAGUACAGUACUGGGCUGGCCCCUCCCAAAUCAAUGCCGAGCAAUCUGGAGUAUAUAAAAAUGCGUAGGGGAAAAUUAAACCACGAAGUGAACUCCGUAGUACCUCAAGUCAUAGAGGUCCUUAAUCAGUAUGACUUACAUGACUUUUUCACCUGUCAAAAUUGUCAUGAUCCCUGGUAUCGGUUUCCACUUCCAGGAAAUAUAUGCAGUGCCACACCAUGAUUCUAUUUGUUAUUUUCCUAGUGAUGAGUUGGGUCAUUGUCAUGUUGGAAGACCCAGGCAUGAUCUUCAAUGUUCCGUCUGAAGGACGGCGGUUGUUGCCCCAAAUCUCACAAUACAGGGCCUGUGUCAUCCUCUCGUUAAUACAGUGCACUCAUCCUGUCCCAUGCGCCGAAGAACACCCCCAAAGCAUAAUGCUACCACCCCCAUGCUUCACAGUCGGGAUGGUGUUCUUGAGAUUGUACUCAUCAUUCUUCGUCCUCCAAACACGGUUAGUGGAAUUAUGACCAAAAAAGUUCUAUUUUACUAUCAUCUGAUCACAAAACUCUGCAUCAUCCAAAUGCUCAUAGGCAAACCUAAGACUGGCCUUGACAUGUGCUGGUUUAAGCAGAGGAACCUUCCGUGCCAUGCAUGAUUUCAAACCACGACGUCUAGUGUGUUACCAACAGUAACCUUGGAAACAGUGGUCCCAGCUCUUUUCAUGUCAUUGACCAACUCCUGUCAUGUAGUUCUGGGCUAAUUCCUAACCUUUCAUAGGAUCAGAGACUCCACAAGGUGAUAUCUAACAUGGAGCUCUACUCCGAUUGAGAUUGACCGUCAUGUUUAGCUUUUCCCAUUUUCUAAUUGCUCCAACAGUAGACCUUUUUUCACCAAGCUGCUUGGCAAUUGGUCUGUAGCCCUUUCCAGCCUUGUGGAGGUGAACAAUUUUGUCUCUGGUGUCCUUGGACAGCUCUUUGGUCUUGACCAUGUUACAAGUUUGAGUCUUACUGAGUGUAUGGGAUGGACAGGUGUUUUUAUGCUGCCAUCAACCUCGAACAAGUCCAUCUGAUUCAGGAUACGUGGCGUGGAGGUGGACUCUUAACACAUUCACUCCCAGCCAUUUUUAACCGUAGCAAGGCCCUUCGCUCCCGGCCGUUUGACUGGAUUUUGACUGAUUUUGCAAGGCCCACAGAAAAUUCUGUUCUAUUGCUAUAUGAACAUGGAACCCACCAAAAGAAAGAUUAGACUCUUCUUUCAGCAGAAAAAAAGUAAGUUCUUUUUCCAUUCUUUAGAAAUCUGCAUUAGAAAAUAGCUUAGUUUGAGCAAUUUUCCAAUUUCUGAUGAAAAAAAAACGGAGAAAUUUUAAACUUUUUCAAACAUAACUGACUUUAACACAGCUAUUUUUUGCUUUAGUUACAUCCCAAACAUCUGAAUAAUGUUUUCCUUUUACAAAAUAACAGAAACAACAAGACAAAUAGAGUUUUUGAUCGCAAAGUAACAAUUUAUUUACACAUAACUAACUGAAAGAUGACGCUAUUGUGGCCGCGAGAGCUGGUUAAACUUUUCCCUCACCGUUGCCUGUCUCAAAAAGAUUCGUUUUUUGAGUCUCUGCGGGCACUGCUCGGGAGCAGCACGGACUCAACGGCAUCUAGUGGUCCCGGUCGUUCUGCUCGGUCAUCCAGUGCCUAGCAUCCCGGGCGUCCUACCGGUUGUUCUGCUCGGUCGUCCGUCGCCUAGCAUCCAUUCGGUUGUCUUCCGCCUUCGCCCCGGCUUUGUGGCUUGCCCGUUCAUUGCCGUUGAAUCGGGUUGCGAGUCUUACCAAAUGCGCUACUGCCUUCCAGUGGCCAGUUUUAUUUCUUUAAAAUGGAUUUUCAGCUUUGUGCUUUGGAAAUAAAUUGAAUCACAACCCAGAGAUGUCUCUUUUGACAAAAAAAAAAAGUAAAACACGUAUAAAUACGUCUUUUGGACACUGAAACAAUUAAAAAUAGAACAUAUUUACAGGUUUUUGGGAGCAAACGAGUUAACAGGCGGACUAACAGAUCUUUUAGGAUUAGAAUUCUAUCUGACAGACAAGUGUUCAAUUUAGGGCUGUCAAAUGAUUAAAAUUUUUAACCGAGGUAAUCACAGCUUAAAAAUUAAUUAAUCGUAAUUAAUCGCAAUUCAAACCAUCUAUAAAAUAUGCCAUAUUUUUCUGUAAAUUGUUGUUGGAAUGGAAAGAUAAGACACAAGACGAAUAUAUACCUUCAACAUACUGUAUAUAAGUACUGUAUUUGUUUAUUAUAACAAUGAAUCAACAAGAUGGCAUGAACAUUAUUAACAUUCUGUUAAAGCGAUCCAUGGGUAGAAAGACAUGUAGUUCUUAAAAAAUAAACGUUAGUACAAGUUAUAGAAAUUUUAUAUUAAAACCCCUCUUAAUGUUUUCGUUUUAUUAGAAUCUGUAAACCUUUUAAUCAAAAAAUAAACUAGUAGCUCGCCAUUGUUGAUGUCAAUAAUUACUAGGGCUGUCAAAAUUAUCGCGUUAACGGGUGUUAAUUAAUUUUUUAAAAUUAAUCAAGUUAAAAUAUUUGACGUAGAUGCCCUGCUCAGAUAGAUUUAAAUGACGGUACAGUGAAACACUCACUUGUUACUUGUGUUUUAUGGAGUUUUGCCACCCUCUGCUGGCGCUUGGGUGCGACUGAUUUUAUAGGCUUCAGCACCCAUGAGCAUUGUGUAAGUAAUUAUUGACAUCAACAAUGGCGGGCUACUAGUUUAUUUUUUGAUUGAAAAUUUUACAAAUUUUAUUAAAAAGCAAACAUUAAGAGGGGUUUUAAUAUAACAUUUCGAUAACUUGUACUAACAUUUUUUUUUAAAGAACUACAAGUCUCUAUCCAUGGAUCACUUUAACAGAAUGUUAAUAAUGUUAAUGCCAUCUUGUUGAUUUAUUGUUAUAAUAAACAAAUACAGUCCUUAUGUACCGUAUCUUUCCAUUCCAACAAUAAUUUACAGAAAAAUAUGACAUAUUUUAUAGAUGUUUGAAUUGCGAUUAAUUACGAUUAAUUAAUUUUUAAGCUGUAAUUUACUCGAUUAAAAAUUUUAAUCGUUUGACAGCCCUAAUAAUUACUCAAUGCUCAAGGAGCUGAAACCCAUAAAAUCAGUUGCACCCAAGUGCCAGCAGAGGGCGGGAAAACACCCAAAAACAUAAGUAACAAGUGGACAUGACACUGUGCUGUCAUUUUAAUCUGUUUGAGAGGGGCAUGUGUGUUAAAUGCGUCAAAUAUUUUAACAUGAUUAAUUAAAAAAAUUAAUUACCGCUUGUUAACGCGAUAAUUUUGACAGCCCGAGUUCAGAUACUUAUUUGCAGCUGUAUCACACAAAAAUAAUGUUUAAAAAAAAUAAAAAAUAUGCGUUGUGAUUUCUGGAUUUUUUUCCUUUUCGAUUAUGUCUCUCACAGUGAACAUGCACCUACGAUGAAAAUUUCAAACUCCUCCAUGAUUUAUAAGUGGGAGAUUUGCAAAAUAGCAGGGUGUUCAAAUACUUAUUUUCUUCACUGUAUAGAGAACUGGGUUCUAAACCAUACUUGGGGCACAUAGCUAGCUAUCACUGACUGCUAGUCAUGAAUCUGCAAUUUCGUGAUCUGAAAUAAUCGGGAAAUGCUUUGUGAAGUGACCGUGAGUACCUCAUUAAGAAUUGCUUAGUUGAAAAUGUGUUGUAUAUAUAUAUUUUUUUUAAACGCAGGCGUUGGAACAAACAUGCAAGACACCCCUGUGGGGUUGUUCGUAUAAAGAACCGGACAUAGAGAGGCAGGAUUAAGAUAUAAACUUGUCUUCUGGGGUCUCUUCGACCUUAUUUUUAUACACUGUCCUGAUAAUUGCUUGCGACAACAUUGAUUACCACAAAGGAUUACUGGGAACACCUGAAAAAUGAACUUCCAUUAAGCCUCCAGUAUAUUACAGUCGGCACUCAGAAGCCCCUUUCACAUUGCUUAAGGCAUAACAAUAAGCAAUUACUUUCCCACUCCUGACAAACUCAUGCACAUUCAGAUAAUUGAAUGUGAGGAGAUGUCAAGUAGUGUCAGAAGGGAUGUGGCCUUUAGCCUCUGAUACUACGUAAUAAAUAAGCUAAUGCGCAGGUUGACUUCAAACUCAACCUUUCAUUCCAUAUUGGCACACAUGGUUUUAUUGGGAUAGCUCAGUGUGAAAGGGGCUUAAAACAAAAAGACAGUCAAGAUGUUUCGGGAUGAGCUGCAUGCGGGGGUAAAUUCUCCAAGAUAAACCACAGAUUCUACCUCACUUUAUUCAUCACUGACUAUUUCUUCUGUGUCUCGGCCUCGCUGUAACAUAAACUUUGGAGUCUUCCGAGGUAUGCUGGGGGUUGAACCAAGGUUCUAACAUAUGACUAAUGCAGUAAAUCAAUGGAAUGACUCAUAGCGUUGAUAGUUUUGUCCUGUUUUGAACAUCUUCUAGGCACACUCCUUCAACUGGACCUAAUUUUGCAUUUGGUUGCAUGUUUACAAAAUGUCUCAUUGUUUGGUAACAUGAAAGACUUUGCUUUAAUUCCAGAUGUGUGUCAUGUCCACAGUCAAUAAAAGUAAAUAAUGACUAAUUUUCAUGGUUUCUAUGGUUUGUUAUUUUUUAAUCUCACAGAAGGUAACCUGGUACCAAGCCUUUGGGAACACAUUGUCAGGAUGUCAUUGCCUUUUUAAAUUUGAACAAAGCCAUGAUUUAAUAAAGGCUUCUUAUUUUUCUACUUCUUGAGUGCCUCAGUUUUUUUGAAUUGUCGCUUUUUUGAUACCGACACCAAAGAGCACCAAAAGUGUACUUUGUACACCCAGCAGCUCUCCAUGCACCUCAUGUUAUACUGAACAUUGUCAAGAUAGUUUACCUCUUUAACACCCGGGCGUAUUUUGUCCAAAUUUGCAUAGCUUUAAUGUUGCCUUUAUAUUUCAAUGAAAAAAUUGUUAGCCUGGUUGUGUCCCCUUUUUCAGGACACCAUAACCUUCAUGUCCAAACUGUUUUCUUCACUGACCAAUUGUGGCCAAUAUUUUGGACCAAAACAGACAAAAAAAAAAAAAAUCCCUUUUUUUGGGGGGUCAAAAUUUGUAAUAUUGAUGACCGAUUGACAAAAUAUGCUCAACGAAUGGUUUUGAAGGUUGAAAAUAUUUUUUCAACUUGUUAGGAUAAUCAUUCAACAGAAAAAAAAUAGAGACAGCGAGAACGAAAAGUGGUCUUUGGCAUGUGGCAAAAUGGCUUUCGCAUUUGGCAUUUUUUUUGGUAUGUGGUAAAAUUAAUUUUGCCAUGUGGCAUUCUUUUGGUAUGUGGCAAAAUUGAUUUUGGCAUGUGCCAUUUUUUGCCAUGUGCCAUUUUUUUGGAAUGUGGCAAAAUUGAUUUUGGCAUGUGGCAUUUUUUGCUAUGUGGCAUUUUUUUGGAAUGUGGAAAAAUUGAUUUUGCCAUGUGGCAUUUUUUAGUAUGUGGCAAUAUG